AACGUACUGCCGAUGUUUACAAGCAAGCGCACAAGUCGAAGUUGAUGCAUGUGUAUGAGAACAUAAGCUGGAUUGAUUAUAUAUAAAAAUUAACACAAGUCUUAACUGAAACUUGAACGUACACACUGUUCAUUUGUUCUAAGUUUAAAGUCAUGUUUGCGCCAUAAGUGGUCAACCACCAACUAAAAUCACCACGCUAUGGCGAUCGCGAUCACUGUAGAAUAAAGUAGACCAUCAAGAUAUUUUAAACAGGAUUCGUGAAACCAUGAACGAACUUCAGAAGCUCGAGCACCUGUCCUUGGUGUCUAAAGUCUGUACGGAGCUGGACAAUCACUUGGGGCUUAAUGACAAAGAUCUAGCUGAAUUUAUCAUAUCCUUAUCGGAGAAGAAUGACACCUUUGAUGCUUUCAAGAAAGUCCUUUCAGAAAAUGGAGCAGAAUUUUCUGACUCUCUGAUUGCCAACCUGCUGAGGUUGAUACACAAGAUGAAACCAAAACCACGAGAAAAAGAGGCAACAGAUGACAGCUACAAGGAAAACCAGAGAGACGAGGACACAACCCUGAAGAGGAAGCUGUAUCCAGGAUUAGCUUUAGCAAAUGACCAACAAAGCAGGAAAUUGUUGGAAGAUAUUAAAGAGGAAGAAAUGGAGGAGACUGAUGAUAUAAAGAAAGAAGACACAGAAGUAGCAGAUGACAUGAUGGGUGAAUUGAUGGCCCUUAUGGCUAACCCUCCGCCUGAUAAUCAAAGUGAUGACAAACCUAAGGAACAUAAAAGCAGACAUAGUCGCAGUAGAAGUCGAGAGCGAGACAGAAAACGUAGCCGCAGUAGAGAACGUGACAGGAAAAGACACAAACACAAUCGUCGGUCAAGAAGUCGAUCACCUAGAGACAGAAAACGAAGUCGUAGCCGUGACAAGCGACGGGACAGAUCAAGGUCAAAUGACCGAGAUAGGAAGCACAGAAGACGGUCAAGGAGUCGAAGUAGGGAGAGACAGAGUAAAUACUAUCGAGACGAAGAAGACAGAAAGGACCGAUACAGGGGAGGGAAAAGUAAGAGAGAGCAGGGGUCAGAUGAUGAAGAGAUUCCGAUGGAGCCUGUUGUUGGCAGGAUAUUCAAGGGAAGGGUGACGACUAUUAUGCAGUUUGGUUGCUUUGUACAGCUUGAAGGUCUUAGGAAGAAAUGUGAAGGACUUGUUCAUAUAUCACAGCUGAGGAGAGAGGGACGAGUGACAAAGGUCAGCGAUGUGGUCCAACGAGGUCAAAAGGUCAAGGUCAAAGUGCUGUCAUUUACUGGAAGUAAGACAAGUCUUUCAAUGAAGGAUGUAGACCAGGAUACAGGGGAGGACUUGAACCAGGAGAGAACAAGGUCACUGCUUGGUGGAGAGUUAAAGGAUGAAAGUGAGGCUUCUCGUAAUCCUGACCGCCCGUCCACUCUACCAAUGAUGGAUCUGCCCGAGACAGACAAAACACAGGACAAGAAGCGUGUCCAGCGAAUUUCUUCACCAGAAAAGUGGGAAAUCAAACAGAUGAUAGCUGCUAAUGUUAUUGACAAAUCAGAGCUACCCGACUUUGAUGAGGAUACUGGUCUACUUCCAAAAGAGGAGGAUUCAGAUGAGGAUGUGGAGAUUGAACUGUUAGAGGAGGAACCUCCUUUCCUCAGUGGACACGGGCGAGCAGGAAUCGACCUGAGUCCUGUCAAAAUUGUCAAGAAUCCUGAUGGUUCACUGUCCCAGUCCGCCAUGAUGCAGAAUGCCCUUCAGAAAGAGCGGAGGGAGUUGAAACAGGUUCAACGAGAGGCAGAAAUGGGCAGUGUCCCGGCAGGUCUCAACAAUCACUGGAUAGACCCCAUGCCUGAAGCUGAAGGACGACAACUUGCUGCAAACAUGAGGGGCAUUGGAAUGACUCCAAACGACAUUCCAGACUGGAAGAAGCAUAUCACAGGGGGACAGAAGGCGUCUUACGGUAAAAAGGAGAAUAAGUCUUUACUAGAACAGAGGCAGGGUCUACCCAUCUACAAACUCAAGGAGGAACUUGUCAAGGCUGUCAGUGACAACCAAGUGUUGAUUGUGAUUGGGGAGACAGGGUCAGGGAAGACAACUCAGAUCACACAGUACCUGGCCGAAGCUGGGUACACAACACGUGGGAAAAUAGGAUGUACCCAGCCCCGUCGUGUAGCCGCUAUGUCUGUUGCCAAGAGAGUAUCAGAGGAGUUCGGGUGUCGCCUGGGUCAAGAGGUUGGUUACACGAUGCGUUUUGAGGACUGUACGAGCCCAGAGACAAAGAUUAAGUACAUGACAGAUGGUAUGUUGUUGAGAGAAUGUCUGAUAGAUCCGGACCUCCUGCAGUACGCCAUCAUCAUGUUGGACGAGGCUCAUGAACGUUCCAUACACACAGAUGUCCUGUUUGGACUCCUCAAGGAGGCGGUCAAAAAACGUAAAGAACUGAAGCUGAUCGUUACUUCUGCCACGCUAGAUGCUGUCAAAUUUUCACAGUACUUCUUCGAAGCACCCAUCUUUACCAUCCCUGGUCGGACAUACCCAGUGGAGGUGCUAUACACAAAAGAGGCUGAGACAGACUACUUGGACGCUUCCAUGAUCACAGUAAUGCAGAUACACCUUAUGGAGCCGCCAGGUGAUGUCUUACUCUUCCUCACUGGUCAAGAAGAAAUUGACACGGCCUGUGAGAUCCUGUACGAGCGAAUGAAGGCCCUCGGUCCUGAAGUCCCAGACCUUAUCAUUCUCCCUGUGUACAGUGCUCUUCCCAGUGAAAUGCAGACCAGGAUCUUUGAGCCGGCUCCUCCUGGGUCUAGGAAGGUGGUUAUUGCAACUAACAUUGCAGAAACAUCGCUCACAAUAAACGGAAUUUAUUACGUUGUAGAUCCUGGAUUUGUGAAACAGAACGUUUAUAAUUCUAAAACUGGAAUGGAUCAGCUGAUUGUUACUCCAAUCUCACAGGCUCAGGCUAAACAGAGAGCAGGCCGGGCAGGACGAACUGGUCCUGGUAAAUGUUACAGACUAUACACAGAGCGAGCAUAUCGUGAUGAGAUGCUGGCCACAAACGUCCCGGAGAUCCAGAGGACUAACUUAGCCAGUACUGUGCUGUCCCUGAAGGCGAUGGGCAUCAACGAUCUACUGGCAUUCGCCUUCAUGGACGCUCCGCCAAUGCAGACAUUAAUCUCAGCAAUGGAACAACUGCAUGCUCUCACUGCCCUGGAUGAUGAAGGUCUGCUGACCAGACUUGGACGUAGGAUGGCCGAGUUUCCACUGGAGCCGAUGUUAUCAAAGAUGUUGAUCAUGUCUGUCCAUCUGGCAUGCAGUGACGAAAUUCUCACAGUUGUGUCCAUGUUGUCUGUACAGAACGUUUUCUACAGACCCAAGGACAAGCAAGCAAUGGCUGAUCAGAAGAAGGCCAAGUUUCAUCAGUCAGAGGGUGACCAUCUGACACUGUUGUCUGUCUAUAACUCAUGGAAAAACAACCGCUUCUCGAGUCCCUGGUGCUAUGACAACUUUGUCCAAAUACGCACACUAAAACGGGCACAGGAUGUCCGCAAACAGAUGCUUGGCAUUAUGGACAGACACAAGCUAGAUGUGGUAAGCUGUGGAAAGAAUACUGCUCGGGUACAGAAGGCCAUUUGCAGUGGAUUCUUUAGAAAUGCUGCCAAGAAGGACCCCCAGGAGGGUUAUAGGACACUGGUAGACAGCCAGGUAGUCUACAUACAUCCGUCUAGUGCCCUGUUCAAUAGGCAGCCAGACUGGGUGAUAUACCAUGAACUGGUGCUAACGACAAAGGAGUACAUGCGUGAGGUGACAGCCAUCGAUCCAAAAUGGCUGGUGGAAUUUUCGCCCAAAUUCUUCCGAUUUGCCGACCCAACAAGACUAAGCAAGCACAAGAAGCAGCAGAAAAUUGAACCCCUGUACAACAAAUAUGAGGAGGCAAACUCAUGGAGGAUUUCACGGGCUUUCAAGAAGGUUCACACCAAAGUCACGUUCUGAGGCUCUUAGUACAGACAUACAUAGGAAACAAUUCCUGUAGGAUCUCACCUACUCUAUGGAAAGCUCAUCAUUAGAGACUCGUUCUGAGGCUCUUUGGAGGGACCUAUAUAGGAAACAACUCACGGAGGAUCUCAUGUGUUUAUUGAAUGGUCCUCACUUCAUUCUGAGAUCCUUAGGACAGACCUACUGUACAUAGGACACAAUUCCUGUAGGAUCUCACCUACUCUAUGCUAAGGUCAUCACAUUAAAGACACAUUCUGAGGCUCUUUGGAAUUGGUUGAUACCAUACUUUCUUUUGCCAAUGGUUGAGGUUGAAUAGCUUGUACACGAUACAAAACUGUUUUCUUUCUUGUUUAAGAAAUUACCAACAAUGCCGUGUUCUGAAGUGUCUUGGGAAACAUUUCUGGCAAUACCAUAUACAUGACAUAUUGCCCCGAAUUGUUACACUACAGGACCUGUGUUCGUCCGAGGACGUGUACAUUGUUUUGUUACACUACAGGACCUGUGUUCGUCUGAGGACGAGUACAUUGUAUUGUUACACUACAGGACCUGCGUUCGUCUGAGGACGUGUACAUUGUAUUG
This is a messenger RNA of Mizuhopecten yessoensis (Yesso scallop), 4573 nucleotides long. Its product is annotated as ATP-dependent RNA helicase DHX8-like. NCBI's taxonomy places the organism in Eukaryota, Metazoa, Mollusca, Bivalvia, Pectinida, Pectinidae. The transcript has 22 exons. Gene Ontology annotation, biological process: mRNA splicing, via spliceosome; spliceosomal complex disassembly. Gene Ontology annotation, cellular component: catalytic step 2 spliceosome; intracellular anatomical structure. The record is from RefSeq and is a predicted model, not a curated record. Bases 266 to 3991 code for a protein of 1241 amino acids. Gene Ontology annotation, molecular function: ATP binding; RNA binding; RNA helicase activity.